UAUUAAAUUACUUUACGUAUGUAAACUGACAUUAUGGAUUGGAAUAAAAAGCAUCUGAAUUUAAAUGAGAGCACUGAGUUUGAAUCACUCAUAACAAUUGAGCCAAUGGAAAUGAACGAUAUUAUACAAGAUCCAUUAAAUUUAACCUUCGAAGAAUAUGAAACUUCGCAAAAAUCUGAUUCAGUUCAUGUAUUCCCGAGUGAACCACGUGGAGUGUUGAAAAAGAAACCUCGUUUCGCUGUUCCGAUUAUUAUUGAAAGUGAAGUUGAAAAGGAAGAUGUAACUGACAACGUAAAAUCUUUUAUAAAUGAAAAUGAACUAGUUGAACAAAUGGACAAUAUUUCGUUUGAGGAGUAUUCCGAAAAGUUAACUGAUUUAGAAUGUCAAGAAAUAUGUUCAAUUAACGAACAGAAUGCUCGUUUAGAUCAAUUAAGUUCACGAAUUUUUGCCACUAUUUUACCGGAUAAUGUACCUGUUGAACAGUCGAAACAGGAUGUGAAACAGGCAUAUAAACGUUUAAAUAUGAUAACAAAUGGUGCACAAGUUUUGGUAUUCAAUUGUUCACAAACUAAUAUACGUUUGGAUAAAAUAUUUCACAAAGUUCAAAAUUGCGUAUUUUCUUUAACAAGUUUUCCUAAUUUAGCAACAAUGGUCGUAUUUUGUCAGAAAGUUUAUGAUUGGUUAGCAUUAGAUGAAUACCAUAUAAUUCUACUUCAUGCUGAAGGUGAACAAGCAAAAAUUCGUUUAAUGUUACUUGUUCUUGCAUUGGAUUCAUUCUAUGGGUCAAUUAAUAAAUACCAGAAUCACGAAACUUGCUCUCUACGACGUUAUAUUUCAUCCCAUCUUAAUGGUUUUUCUCAUGUUCCGGUUGGUUGGAUGAGAUACGCUGGUUAUAUGGAAAUAUUUUCACCAACUAACAGUUUAUACAUUCUACGUGCACCAUUGCAUAUCUAUCAAAUAUAUUUAUAUAAUUUUCCUGUUUUUGAAAAAAAUAAAUUAAGAUUAUACUUUAAAUUCUAUACUGGUUCUCCUCCUGUACAUAUGUAUACUACAAACCUUUACGAAUACGAACAAACUGAUUCUGCAAAUCUUGUGUUGAAUUUCCAAUGUAACUCCAAUCGUAAUAUUGGCCUACAAUUGAGUGGUGAUAUUAUAAUAUUGGCUUACCAUUCCAGAAGUUAUCCUUUGAAACGUAUUCGACUAUUUCGAAUUCAUAUACAUUCCUGUCAAGGGAUUGAGAAUUGGAUACGAUUUGAACCAAAUGACUUUGAAGAAAUUUCGGGAUCUUUCCCUUCCUCGAUGAGCUUAAUUCUAAACCUUACUUCGAAACCCAUUCCAUUAACUACUGAUGAAAAAUUCCAAAUAAAAGUAGAAAAUAUAUCGAAACAAAAAACUGCAUUUAAUAGUCAUUCAGCUAAUUUACUUGAUGUUCAAAACAAUCCUGAAGAUCGUUCACGUUUACAUGAUUCAUUAGAAAAUUUAUCGGAAUCAAUUAGAUCACGUCAAUUACCAUUAAGAUUAGCACCGUGUUUAAAUAAGAAACAUCAUUUCGAUUACUUGGUUGCUGGUACAAAAUUGGAUUCAAUUUUAUAUGCCUCAAAACUAUCACAUAUAGAUGAUAGUAAAAUAACUAAUCACAAUGAAUUAGAUAAUGAUCAAAAAGUGAAAAGUCGUUGGGAUCCAUUUUUGAAGACGAGUACAAGUCAGCGAAAUAACUCAAGAGCUUAUGAAUGUUUAGAUUCUGGACUUGAGGGUGUACAAGAAGAAUUCGAUAAUGUGACUGACCAAGAAGAAGAAAUUGACUAUGUAGAUGAUAAUCAAAAUGAUAAUGAAAUAAGAAAUCCCAUAAAUAAAAACAUUCAAUCAGAAACUGAUUCUCUAGAAUCAAAUAAUAAUGAUCCAUAUGACAGAAGACAAGAAUCAGGAUCAUCAUCUUCAUCAUUAUCACUUAAGAAAUUACGUCCUAAACAUUUAUUUCACAUUAGGAAAUCGAAACAUAAAAAUACUGAAUCUGUAAACGAUCUCCAAAUUGUUAGCACAACGAAACCGAAAUCUGAAAAGUAUUGCAAUGAACAAGAAUCUAUGCCUCCACCAUCUAGUACUACUGUUUUGAAAUAUUCCAAGAAACAUAAAACUAUCGCCACCCGUAUUGUCAAUUUUUUCUCAGCUCAUUCUAAACAUCGUAAAAUGGACAGCAAUCAGUCAAUUAAUGAUUCCUCAAUGCACUCAUCUGAUUCACCAAACAACAUUAACCACCUAGAUUACGAUGAUUCAUCAGAAUUAAGUUUAGGUCAACAAUCAUCCGGUGAAAUUUCAACCAGUAAAAGAAUCAAUCAAAAAACACAAGCAUGCACUCGUGGUAUUCCAACCCACAAACUUGGUCCUCCUUGUAAAACUCGGAAAUUAAUAUCUGUUGGCACUUCUACACACUGGACUGAGCCUGUACAAACUUCCUAUCCAACAGAAGAUUUAGUCGAAGCAGCACGUUAUCUUAACAUCAUGGCCGGAACACAAGAACUUGAUCGUUUAUUGGAAGAAUUACGUUUAACAAGUAUGAAUAUGGCCGCCGGUCUUCCGCCUCCAUCUAAUACACAUUAUAAUUCCAAGCCAUAUUAUUCUUCACAAACAUCACGGAAACAAUUGUUUCAUGAUGAAGUUUAUCCAGAUCAUCGAUAUGCUCCGAGUAGUAGGUCUGCUUCAGUCACUGGUUACAAUACUGAUGCACAUAAUUUUAAUGAUUCUUUACACUCAAAUUAUCACAAACAUUCAACCUUUUAUUCAGAUCGAAUAGAUAAUAUUGUAAAAGGUACCAGUAAAUUUAAUUCUUUUUCAACAUCUCCACGACAUCAGUCGGUAUUUACGACAACACUGAAACAACGUCCACCUGUUGCUCCUCGAAAAUUCAAUCAAAUUCAUUUAACUAUUGAUCCCGACUGUGGAACCACAGACGCACAAUCCGCUGUUUCAGUUCGUCUUGAAAAUAGUCAUGACUCAUUUAGACGUGAAAAAAAACUUGAAAAUGACUUACAAACAGCAAGAGAAGAAUUAGCUAAUCUUAGACGUGCAAUGAGUUUAGUUGAUGAAAGACAUCAACGUAUUGAAAAUAUAAAUGAUUCUAGAAAUUUAAUUUCACCAAGUCAUUCAGUACCAAGACGAUCACCAAAUAUGGAAACACAACAAUAUUUAAGUACAAGUUCAUCAUUUCAACGAUCUUAUCAAGUACAACAGCACAGUACUCCAGGAAGUGUCAAUUCAUAUCAACAAAGAACGUAUCCUAGGAAAGAGCCAACAUCUAUUUACAAAUCACAAAUUAUUUCAAACGAUGGAAAUUUCUCAGCUCCUAAACGUACAAUGAGUCAUACAAAUGUUUAUGGUCCACGAUCAUGGAAUUUACGAUCAUAUCAAGGAUCUGAGUCUGAUUUAGCAUAUAAACGUGAAAUGUUAUCAUCAUCAUCUUCACGUUUGGCACGUAGUGGUUAUUCAGCCAGACGAGAACGUUUGAAACAAGAACGUGAACAAGAAUUAUUAAGGCAGACAAGAUUAAGACAAAUGGCUGCUUCAUCAACUGGGCUACAUGAUCACCGUCAUUAUCAACAACCGAAUGUCCAACAACAACAUUACCGUUCAACUUCAGCAGUAAAUAGAUCUAUGGGAAAUACCGAAGCUUUUGAAGAAUUCGAAACAAUUACACUACAACCAAUAGGUCGAGGUGUACAAGAUCUUGAUUCACAUGUCGGAUCAAUGACAACACUGGCACGAGGAGGUGGUGCUUCGUCUAUGAUUGAAGUUCAUAAGCAUACAUUUCGAACUCCAAGAAUGUAUUCACCAACUUCGUAUCAUUUCAAUCGUGCUCAUAGUACAACACCAACUCGUUAUAGCAGACCUACUAAAGGGUUUUCCAACGGUUUAUAUAAAAGUCACUCUGCUUAUAGUGGUUCAGUUGAAACAUGUCCUAUGUUUAAAUCUCAUACACCUGAUCCAGGACGCGAUAUUACUGGUUCUCCUUUGUGGACAGCACUGCCAAGAAAUUCAAGUACAACACCAACCACUUGUAAAACAUGGAGAAGUGAAAGAAAUAUAACUACUACACCAUUAGGACAAAUUACUUAUGAAGAUAUAAUGCCAAAUACACAAAUGGCAAAAAUUCAAGUAUUAGAAUCAAGUGAAUUACCAACAACAUUGUUUCCACAUUCUAGAAAAUCUACCAGUCUACAGCCAAACGAAGUUGUAAAAAAAGAUAUAAGAGUGUUUGAAUCACCAUCAGACAAUGCAAUAUUGAAUAAUCAUUUAGAUAUCCAUGAAUCAGAAAUGACUAAUUUGAAAAGAGUUGUCUCUUUAAGAAAACCACCUGAACGUUCUAGAUUAUGGGCUCUUCCUGAUAAUAUGAAAAUUGUACGUCCAUCAGAUGGUUUUAUGGUUGAUUCAUGUUAUCCGAAUGAUGUAGAUAUUGAUGAAAAUGAGGACUUGAUUAAUCAUCAAUUCAAUCUACCGGAACCUGGAAAAACUACAUUGAAAACGGAAAUAAAUGGUUUAAGUCAAAUUGAUGAUCAUCAACCUCCACGAGCAAGUUCACGCACGAGUUUAUCACGACAACCAUUUGCUUCAACUCAAUAUCUUAAUAAACAAAAUUAUAAUCAUGAUGGAGAACAGACUAUUUUCAUUAAUCGUGUUCAACCAACAUCAAGUACUCCAGUUCAAAGUUACCAAGCCAGUAGACUUGGUACACAAUCUGUUUAUCCAGAUCAUGUUUCUGUCUCAACUACUCCACAAACAAUAACUGCUCCAACAAAAGUUGUCAGUAAUUUGAAUGUUUUGACAAACACUAGAAAAACGAGUGAACUUACCGAAGUUCCUAUGCAAAAUGGAUGGAAAUCUGAGAAAACUAAACAAGAUACAGUAGAUAGUGGUAAUAUGGCUCAAGUGAUUGCAACUGCACGAGUUUGGUAUCAACCUAAAUUAUCCAGAGAAGAAGCUAUAAGUAUUUUACGUCAACAAGUUCCUGGAAGUUUUCUCAUUCGUGAUAGUACAACAUACAAAGAUGCUUUUGGCUUAGCAGUCAAGGUUGCUACACUUCCACCAAAAGUUACACCAAAAUCUAAUGAUCUUCAAUCUGAACUAGUUAGACAUUAUUUGAUAGAAGCGGUUAAUACACCUACUAAAGGUGUACGCCUUAAAGGUUUUGCAAGUGAACCAGUAUUUCCAAGUUUAGCUGCUCUAAUCAACCGACACACACAAGAUGCUUUAGCAUUACCUUGUCGAUUAAUUCUCCCAGCCAUUCCAACUACACCGUUACCACAUGGAUAUAAGCCUCCACCACAAAUUGUAACUGGCUUACCAUCGAAUACUAUGGAUACAACAAUAAGUAAUCAUAUUUCACAAUCAAAUAAUCAAUAUAUUCCGAAAGUUGACAGUGCUACUGGGCCAGUUUCAGAAUUAGGCUCUGUUAUAAUGGAUAAUGUGGAAAUUGAUUGUACAAAAUCAGUUACCAAUACUUCUACAAUGGGUAUAGAAGGUCUGCCAUUCGAAUGUGUAGUUAAAGAUGAACAUCAUAAACCAGUGAUGUCACAAAGUCUGCUUAAUCAGGGCAUGACAUAUAGAUGUUUCAUGUUAGGAUCAGUAGAUACUCCACAGUGGAAUAAUGAACUAUGUUUCUCAAGAGCAGUUGAUCAAUUAAUUCCAUUGGAAACUUUAACAGCAUCUGAGUGUGAUCAUGGUAUUAGUCGUGUUCGAUAUUCAGAUAUUCAAUUACAUGUUAGCGCACACGAUGGAAUUACAAUUAUAGAUUUACUAAGACGGUUAUUCCUUCGACGCCAUCUUCCCAAUAAUAUAUUAUUGUAUUGUGGUGUAGAAACUCGAAAAAAAGAAUUUAUUCAUCCCGAACAUCAAAAUCAUGGUAUACGGAAUCCUAAAAUCUUUGGAUUAGUUGUUCGUAAAGGAAUUAGUGAAUGUACAUGUCAUAUAUUUUCUGAAUGUGAUCCAGUUCAUUCAGCUGAAUCUAUUGUGAAUUAUAUACGAACUAUAUAUCCUCAUUUAAAGAGUUAAUUUUAAAAUUAAAAAUAAAAAUCAUGAAUUAGAAUAACUAUAUAUUAAAAUAUUAAUAUUAAUAUUAUUCUAUAUUAAUGAAAGAUAUUUCCAUAUUAUUACUGAUACAACUAUAAAGUAUUUCUAGACUUGGAUACUUUUGUUCACUUUUCUUUUUCUUUGUUAAGAUAAAUUUUUUGUUUUGUUUUUGUCAAAUUAUUGAAAAAAUAUCUUCAAAAUCUUUUUUUUUUCUAGUUUAUUUCUUAUGAGGUAUUCUUCAUCAAUGCAUGCAUUGUUAAUUUGUUCUCCUUCUUCACCUUUUGUGUUUUGUUUUACUUCCCAUUUAAUUCCUUUGAAAAUUUAUCUUUAUCUAACCUAAUUUUUAAAAAAAUGAAAUCCAUACUAAUUCAUGAUUGAACAUAUACCAGAAUUAUCCUUUCUUCAUAAUUUAUAUAUUUAAGCGUAUAUUGAUCAUAUUAUCUUUAACAUUAUGUAAGAUAAGUUCAUUUAUUAUGCGCCAAUCAUUAUUCGUAGUAUUCUAUAUCAGACCCAUUUAUCAUUAAAUAACAAUAUUGAACAUUUCUUUUUUUUUGUCUUAUUUAAUAGACAGUUAUAUUACUUUUUUGAAUAUUUUUUUUUCGUAUUUCUUAUAAAUUUCUUAUUUGUUUAAGAUUAAAGAAAAUCUUUAUGAAUUUCUUUUUCUUAAACAAUAACAAUUUUCAAUUCUCUUCAGUUUUUUUUUUGGUUACUUUUUGAUUUUUCACUAGAUUUCAAAUAAUCCCCCUCUCAUCCUUUUCUUUCGAUUUGAUUGAUUAUCGUUACUGUUAAUUUCUUUUUUUUUUCUUUUUUGAAAAAUUUUAUUUCUUAUUUAUUUUGCGAAUUUCGACAGUUUUUCCUGUUGUGCAAUGAAUAUUUACGGCUAUUCGUAUUCAUGUUUUCUUAAAGUUUUUUUUUCUUGUCUUGAAAUAAAUAAAUAUUAUUUCAAUAAAUCAUGUAUUCAAGACCAUUUUUAAUAAGAAGCUGAUAGUAUUGCAGUCAAAAUAGAUAUAUCUUCAUGUAUGCUCAUAUGUAUACAUUUUAUGUUGAAAAAAUACACAAAAAUAUCCGCUCUCUUUAAUUGAAUUCAUGUACGUAUUUAUAAUUUGUAUAAAUAUGUACGUUUACAUAAAAGUGUUAUGUAAUAUUUUCUGGGCUUCAAACGUUUAUCUUAUUCGUUCUUGUUACUUAUGAGUAGUAUAAAUUUUAAUAUUAAACAAAAUACAUGCUUCAGUUAGCAUUAGGGAUUGGUCUUGAAAUUCCUAUGAAAUCAG
Molecule: messenger RNA, 7331 nt
Organism: Schistosoma spindalis
Lineage: Eukaryota; Metazoa; Platyhelminthes; Trematoda; Strigeidida; Schistosomatidae
Source: the annotation of a GenBank genome assembly